Saccostrea echinata is the source of this 1575-nucleotide messenger RNA. RefSeq names its product dual specificity protein phosphatase 4-like. The transcript has 4 exons. The record is from RefSeq and is a predicted model, not a curated record. Bases 29 to 1180 code for a protein of 383 amino acids. Lineage: Eukaryota; Metazoa; Mollusca; Bivalvia; Ostreida; Ostreidae. Gene Ontology annotation, biological process: protein dephosphorylation; negative regulation of MAPK cascade. Gene Ontology annotation, molecular function: protein tyrosine/threonine phosphatase activity; MAP kinase tyrosine/serine/threonine phosphatase activity. Gene Ontology annotation, cellular component: nucleus; cytoplasm.
GCAAGUCAAGUUUUACUAUCAUUUAUGAAUGGAAUGCUCAAUAGUACGCACUAUUUUAUCAGAAACCACAAACGGUGCAAUGGAAACUCUAUCUUUUAGUGACUUUCAGCAGAUGUUCGUCGAAAACAAAUUCAACAAAUCUUUGCGUCUUCUUAUCCUUGACUCAAGACCGUAUAUUUCCUACAAUGAUGGCCAUAUUGUUGGUGCUAAGAACAUGUAUUGCCCUCCCAUAUCAAAAAGAAGAUUUGCAAAUGGAGGAAAACUUCAUCUAGAGAAAAUGUUAGAUAGCGAAACCAGGCAUAGACUGACGUCUGGCAGUUAUUCACAUAUCGUUAUUUAUGGAGAAAAUGAAGAUGAGGUUCUUCACUCAGACAGCAAUGUUAACAUCGUCUGGCAUUCCAUACAACAGCUGGGAUUUGGGGGAAUAUGUCAGCUUUUGAAAGGCGGAUUUGCCCAAUUUGAGCAAAGAUUCCCCCUGCUUUGUACGUCUGCUGAUGAUACCUCGAUAAACAAUUACCCGCCAGAACCCACCGCCCAGGAAAAAUCUCAGAGGCACGCACUUUUCAGAACCAAUUCCACCCUGACGGACCCGGUGGAGAUUUUCCCCCACCUGUAUAUCGGGAACGCCCUUUCCGCCGCCAGCAUGCCGGAGCUCCAGCGACUUGGAAUCACCGCUAUAUUGAACGUUUCUUCCACGUGUAAAAACCAUUUUACAAAACAUUUUGUCUACAAAAACAUUCCUGUCGACGACAACCACAGCACAGAACUCUCCGAAUGGUUUACAGACACCAAUUCCUUCAUUGAUGAAGUGAAAGGUGCGGGCGGGAGAACUUUGGUCCAUUGUCAUGCGGGAGUCAGUCGAUCGGCUACAAUCUGUAUUGCUUACGUCAUGUACAGCAGAAACAUAUCAUUGGAUGCAGCUUUUGAAUUCGUCAAAUCCCGUCGGAGCGAGAUUUCACCAAAUGCAGGUUUUAUGCACCAAUUAUUGGAAUUUGAAAAAGAACUGGCGGAAAAGAAUCGCCGUAUGUCCCCUCUUACGCCGCCCAGCUCGCCCCCAUGUCGAUUUUUCUCUGUAUCUUCCAGUUUUUGUAGCUCUAUGGAUACGAGUGUUUCUUCGCCAUUUACCACGCCAUUUUCAUCGCCAACAGCUCUUUCCAGCCCCAUGGUGGCAUUUACCUGAGAGAUUGAGCCAGGAGUUCUAGGAAAUGUUUACACCUCCCCAAGUGGUGAUACGAUCAGUUUCUGGACAGGUUAUUUCUAUAGACUCAGGUCUAAUUGGUAUUCAUCGGUAAACCUUCUUGUUGAAGAUUUGCAUUGAUGGCAAAAUUUUGCGUUUGCAUGUCAAUGUUUGCGUUACAGCAAACGACAGUCAACUUUUGUCGAAAAGUAGUGUGCGACAGAGACGAAGGCAUGACAGACUCUAGAAAGCGAAAUUUGCGAGAGAUCGAGUGUUUUAUUCUUUGUCUUCAGACAAUCGAAUUUUUCUCCAUUACAUAUAUGCACUACACAUGAUUAUGUUUACAGCGAUAUGAUUUUCUUUUUAUGUGCAUGUUUUAUGUUACAUUUAAGUAUAAU